This is a messenger RNA of Cynocephalus volans (Philippine flying lemur), 408 nucleotides long. It is a transcript of the gene CFAP144, whose product is annotated as cilia and flagella associated protein 144. The transcript has 4 exons. Gene Ontology annotation, cellular component: ciliary base. NCBI's taxonomy places the organism in Eukaryota, Metazoa, Chordata, Mammalia, Dermoptera, Cynocephalidae. Bases 1 to 408 code for a protein of 135 amino acids. The record is from RefSeq and is a predicted model, not a curated record.
AUGGCGGGACACCAGAGGGAGAAGGUGACCCCAGAUGAGGUCCAUCAGAACCAGAUCUUGCGGGAACUGUACCUCAGAGAGCUACGAACCCAGAAGCUCUACACGCAGUACCACGUGAACCCGCUGCGCAAGGUUCACACAAUUACCAGAAAGCCCAUGUCUUGGCAUGAUAACCUGGACGAACCUGCAGAUGCCAGGUUUCUGAAUCUUAUUCACCAUGCUGCCCAGGGACCAAGGAAGAAAUACCCAGAGACACAGACUGAAAGCCAGGAAAUAGGAUGGGACUCAGAGCCCCUGGUCAACCCAGAACGCCAUGACUCAAGGCUGAACCACUUCAAGGUCUACAAUGACAUCACUCUGUACAAAGCUAAAAUGUGGAGCUUGGGAGAAGAUGAUCGCCACAAGUAG